This is a messenger RNA of Equus quagga, 6853 nucleotides long. It is a transcript of the gene ZNF407, whose product is annotated as zinc finger protein 407. The record is from RefSeq and is a predicted model, not a curated record. Gene Ontology annotation, cellular component: nucleus. The transcript has 6 exons. Gene Ontology annotation, biological process: regulation of gene expression. Lineage: Eukaryota; Metazoa; Chordata; Mammalia; Perissodactyla; Equidae. The coding region runs from base 503 to 5482 and encodes 1659 amino acids. Gene Ontology annotation, molecular function: nucleic acid binding; zinc ion binding.
AGCUGAUGGACAAAAACAAGACGGCAUACGGUCCGCUGGCCACUCGGGGCAGGAAAAGGGAAUUCGAUGUGGGUUUUACUAGGCCAGUUCCGAGAUCCUGUUUUUCGGUCGUGGUGUCCAGUGCUCGGACCACGACAGAGUCGUCCGGGGAGCCGCCGGAAGUCGCUCAAAAGAGGCAGGAAGUCCCUCCCCUUCCUCCCAGAGGGAAGACGGUGAGCCGGAGGAGUCAGUCAGAGGGGCUAGCAGGAGCGAUUCCGUCGGCAAACAGGCUUGCUUUCGUCAGUCAGCUGAAUGCAGGGAACGAGGAAGCUCCAUGGCAGAGCUGCAAGAUGGAAGGAGCCAGGAUCCCUGAGUCGGCCUGGAACAGACUGCCUGCUGACCAGGAACACCUGCCAUGGAAGUUUCCAAGAGCGAGAGAGAGACUUCUGUUGUGUUUUGGCCAGUUGUUAUGAAUGCCAAGUGAGCCCCCCAUGACACAAGAAAGGUCAUUAGCACUUUAUUAAUGAUGGAUACUGAGAAGAAACCGGAGAAUGAUGAGGAUGAGAAAGUAAAAAAAGAAGCAAAAGACUUGGAAAAUAUUUCAUCCCCUGAUGUAGAUGGUGGGCCUAUAUCCGAUUUGGAAUCCUCCGAGAAUUCCACAAGCAAAAGAGGUCUUUCAGAAUCAUCAAACUUUGACACUGUCGUUGUGGAGGAAGACGAAAAUAAACAUGCUUCCAAACGAAUGAAAUUAGCCGAGGCAGAGCCCCUUAAAUCCGCGGAGCAGGGCGUUCGUGGAUCAGAAACGUCUGAGAGCACAGUCUCAGAAGUGGACAUCCCUUUAGAGGAGGUGGUGAAGGAGUCCCUCCUGAGUGACUGCUUGGAUGGAAGCACAUGUCUUCCCAAUGCCUUCUCCCCUCUGGGCAGUUCAAGCACUGUUGACUCUGUUUCUCUGAAAACGGACACUGAAAAAAAGUCUGCUCAGGAGAUGGUUUCCCUCGAUCCAGAAAGAGAACCUCCUUUUCCCCUGAAAGAGAUUAGUGUUAGUUGUACCAUUGGAAAUGGAGAGACAGUUUUCAAGUGCAAUGAGUGUGGUCAUAUGUUUUCUUCUUGCUCUGAUUUGGAAAAGCAUGCCGAAUGUCACUUGCAACAGUCUAAGGAACAUGCCUGCUGCCACUGUAGCCACAAAGCGGAGAGCAGUGCAGCUCUCCAUAUGCAUGUCAGACAGACACAUGGGCCACAGAAAGUCUUUUCUUGUGAUCUUUGUGGUUUUCAGUGUGUGGAAGAAAACCUGUUGAAUGCACAUUAUCUUGGCAAAACACAUCUGCGGCGUCAGAAUCUUGCUGCUCGUGGAGGAUUUGUACAGAUCUUAACAAAACAGCCUUUUCCUAAGAAACCAUGUACUAUGGGAACAAAAAAUAUUCAUGCAAAACCAAGAGGUUCUAAACCAAUAGCAAAGAAUAGUGAUUCAAAAGGAUUACGAAAUGUUGGAAGCAAAUCUCAAGAUUUCAGAGGAAGCAUUUCUAAACAGAGUGGAAGUAGCAGUGAGCUCCUUGUGGAAAUGACGCCUUCCAGGAAUACUUCGUCGGAAAAAGGAGAGAUUGUUGAAGAAAACAUAACUGCCCCUGGAAUGGUUCAAAAUCCUGAAAACCAGAGUAAAAAGUUAGGAGCUUUAGUAACCUCGGAGGGUCUCUUAGAUACAUUGGAAUCUACCAAAAAUACGUUACAGUCAGCACAUGGUGUCAGCACAGCCUUGAGACCGAGACCUGAGCGCAGUGUUCUCAUGUUGGGUCAUAGCUUCCGGAGACGAAGUGGCACUUUCACCUUAAAAGGCCAGGCAAAGAAAAGAUUUAAUCUUUUAGGAAUUAAUAAAAGAGGGACUAAUGAAACUCAGAGGAUGUAUAUGAAACACUUCAGAACACAGAUGAAAACAAGUGAUGCAGAGUCAACAUCUAAACAUGUAGAAACGAGUGGCAGUAUCCACACUCUGUGCGUGACUUCCUUGGAAACCCAGGACCCGAAGCAGGACAAAAGAACCUCUCAUAUCCCGUGCUCCUUUGAUUCUCUCACAGUCAGGCCAGCUUCUGACCAUCAGAUGUUGUGUACUUGUGCAGACUGUGGUCAGAUAGCUACAAAUAGAGCAGAGUUGGAAAUCCAUGUGAAAAGGUGCCACGCAAGAGAGAUGAAAUUUUACUGCCAGACAUGUGACUUCUCCAGUAUAUCGAGGAGGGACUUAGAUGAACAUUUGCACAAUAACCAGCAUCAGCAAACUGCUUCUGCCCUCAGUUGUCAGUGUUGUUCGUUUAUUUCCUUGAAUGAAAUAAAUCUUAGAGACCAUAUGAAGGAAAAGCACAGUAUGGGUUUUCUUUGUACUCCUUGUAAUCUGUUCUUCUUGUCUGAGAAAGACAUGGAAGAACACAAAACAACUGAGAAGCAUGUUCGCUUAUUGGUUCAACCAAAGACUUCUCAAUCAUUUAACAAUGAUUUGGUUUUACAGACUUUACCUUUAAGUACUUUAGAAUCGGAAAACACAAAAGAUUCUAUGAGUGAGUCGGGAAAAGCAGCUCAGGAAGAACCUGCUAAGCCCAGGGUAAGCCAUGGAAAUGAAGUAAGGCAUUCAAGUAAGCCUCAGUUUCAAUGUAAGAAGUGUUUUUAUAAAACAAGGUCUUCCACCGUUCUUACAAGACACAUAAAGCUCCGGCAUGGUCAAGACUAUCACUUUCUUUGUAAGGCAUGUAACCUUUAUUCAUUAAGCAAAGAAGGAAUGGAGAAACACAUUAAGAGAAGCAAGCAUCUUGAAAAUGCUAAGAAAAAUAAUAUUGGCUUAAGCUUUGAAGAAUGUAUUGAAAGGGUAUGUAUAGGUGCAAAUGAUAAAAAAGAAGAGUUUAACAUUUCUGGAAAUGGUAGGGUAGAAGGCCAUGUCGAAGGUGUGCAAUUACAGGAGCAUUCCUGUCUUGAGAAGAGCAUGCUAACUACCAAGGAACUGUCACAGUCUGGUAUAAUCACCAAAGAGGAUGAAUUAGCUCUGACCACUGCAAAGAGAGGGAGACCUAAAGGUAAUAUCUCAAGGACAUGUUCGCAUUGUGGUCUUUUGGCCUCUAGUAUUACAAACUUGACUGUUCACAUUAGACGAAAACACAGUCACCAAUAUAGUUAUUUAUGCAAAGUGUGUAAGUAUUAUACUGUAACUAAGGGAGAUAUGGAGCGUCACUGUGCCACCAAGAAACAUAAAGGGCGGGUAGAAAUAGAAGCAAAUGGAAAACAAAGUUCAGAUAUCAUUGUUGGCCCCGAAGUGAGUAACCUUGAAGCCUGUAGAAAGAACACCAACUCAGCGAUGACCAUUUCAGAAGAACACGCUAACAAGUCAGCUGACCUAGAUACCUCCAUUCCAGAAAAGCCAGUAGUAGAGCAUGGAAAUUCAAUUGAAGUUGAAGUUGAAAAUGUAUUUCAUGCCAUAGAUGGGGAAGUUAACAGUCACCUUACUGAUAAAAAGGAACAAAUCUCUCUAGAACCAGAGGACCUUGUCCAACAGGGGGAUGCACACUCCCAGACAGAUGUAAUGGACACAAGUGAUAAUAAAUGUACACACUGUGAGUUUAAUGCUCACUCUUCUGCUUCUCUAGAACUGCACAUAAAACGGAAACAUACAAAAGAGUUUGCAUUUUAUUGCAUGGCAUGUGAUUACUAUGCUGUGACUCGUCGGGAGAUGACUAGGCAUGCAGCAACAGAAAAACACAAGAUAAAAAGACAGUCUUACUUGAACUCUUCUAACGUAGAAGUGAGUUCUGCAGAAAUGUCCAAAAACAUCAUUAUAGCCGAAGAGCAGCAGCAACAAAAUUCUGAAGAAUUUCAAAUAAUUUCAGACCAACCAUCUGAAAUUCUUAAAUCGAGAAAUACUGCUGGUUCUAUUUUGGAUGAGAACACUAAUUUGGAUAUGUCUAAAGUACUCUGUGCUCCUGACUCUGUGGAAAUUGAGACUGAAGAAGACUCUAAUCUCAGUGAAGAUCAUUCCUUUUGUGAAACUUUCCAACAGCCCCUUGCCAAGGAUAAAGUUAUGAAACCUGACGAGAUAGUGUCCCUUAAUAUUUCCUCUAAUUAUGACUCCCCAAGAAAAUUUCAGAAUGAAAAUUUGGGAAGCUCAGCUUUCAAUUAUGAGACAGUAAAGAAAAACCACAGUGUGUUGAAUGACAUCGUUGAUCCAAAUAUUCAUUGUGAGAGCGAUGGAGGAAAUGUAGGAGGUGAUGCAGAUAAGGUCUUUAGCAAACAUGUGUGUGCUGGAGUUCUAGGUGGAGAGCAGUCAGCUGACAGCACCAUCCCUGUUGUGAUGGGAAUGACAAGACAACAGCUAAACCUAGAGAGCAGUGGUCAAAGCAAAGUUGGAAGUGUGCAGAGUUCAGAGGGUUUGAAAGAUAGGCAAGAAGAUCCUGUUCUGGAGAAUAAGGAAAUUCUGAUGAAUUCCCAACAUGAAACUAAAAUUAUUUUGGAAGAGGAUGGUCCGGCUUCUGAUAGCACAGUUGAAAGUAAUGAUGUUUAUGAAACUAUAAUCAGUAUUGAUGAUAAAGGACAGGCCACGUAUCGUUUUGGCCGGUUUGAUUCCUCCAUAAUAAGAAUAAAGAACCCUGAAGAUGGUGAAUUGAUAGAUCAGUCUGAAGAUGGUCUUAUAGCAACAGGAGUGAGAAUUAGUGAGUUGCCCUUAAAAGACUGUGCUCAAGGUGUGAGAAAGAAGAAAUCUGAAGGUAGUUCCUUUGGUGAAUCCACACGAAUCCGUUGUGAUGACUGUGGCUUCUUAGCAGAUGGUUUGAGUGGACUGAAUGUUCACAUAGCCAUGAAGCAUCCUACAAAAGAGAAACACUUUCAUUGUUUACUGUGUGGAAAAUCCUUCUAUACGGAGAGCAACCUUCAUCAGCAUUUGGCUAGUGCUGGGCAUAUGAGAAAUGAACAGGCCAGCGUGGAAGAGCUUCCAGAGGGAGGGGCCACCUUUAAAUGUGUCAAGUGUACAGAGCCCUUUGAUUCUGAACAGAAUUUAUUUCUGCAUAUUAAAGGGCAGCAUGAGGAACUGCUACGGGAGGUGAAUAAGUACAUAGUGGAAGACACUGAGCAAAUCAACCGAGAGAGAGAGGAAAAUCAGGGAAAUGUGUGCAAGUAUUGUGGGAAGAUGUGUCGAAGUAGCAAUUCCAUGGCAUUUCUAGCACACAUUCGCACUCACACAGGAUCAAAACCAUUCAAGUGCAAGAUAUGCCAUUUUGCAACAGCUCAGCUUGGAGAUGCCAGAAACCAUGUCAAAAGGCACCUUGGGAUGAGGGAAUACAAGUGUCAUGUCUGUGGGGUUGCUUUUGUAAUGAAGAAGCACUUAAAUACUCAUCUACUGGGCAAACAUGGAGUUGGCACCCCAAAAGAAAGGUAUCUAAUGCCUCUGAAGAAGUUGCUAAAAGCAAAACAGUUUAAUCAAGUGGAUCCAGCUGUUGGAAUUGAAGAUGAAAAUAAACAAAGAAUGAAAAAAAUCUAAGAAUGUAAUCUUUCUUAGCUAGAAAUACCAGGUUGGGAUAAAUUAAAAUCUGGAAUGUGAGGUCUGGUUCUCAAGUUUGGUGGUAAAUUCACAGAUGUUCAUUAUAUUAUUGAAUGAAUAAAUAAAAAAAGAUAGGGUCACAAAGGGACCAACGAUAACCAAAGAUUAUUUCUGGCCCAGUUUUGUCCCUUGAGGACUAUGUGGUUUUGUGCCUUGAGGUCUCUGAUUUCCCGCAUUCAGAUGACCCAUGUCAUAUACUUGAUGUGAAACAAAGAAAAGGUGGUUUUUAAAGCUGUUACUUAGUCCUCUGUCUAGUACAAAAAGUACACCCUUCAGUGAAGGGAACAACUUUAUUGAAUGCUGAAGAGAUGGCUCUCUUAUUGGUAAUAUUAUGAAUGGAAAACGUCCAACUUCCAACAAAAAUGUCAUUUGUUAGAAAAUCAUUGGUUCUUGAAAACUAUCUGAAAUAACAGUGGUGAACUGUUAGUGUAUAUGGCUGUUUAACUCACUUUUAUUAUGAGAAAAGUUUGAUUUGGAAAUUUUAGGAGGUGUUUUUUUUUUUUUUGCCUAAUGUAAAGUUGACAGUGGAGGGAGCCUCAGUUGACCAUGCCCUAGAGAAGUAUUUUCAUCAGAGUGAAGAGGUUCUUGGAGGAGUAGAGUUAUGAAGCUGACACCUGUUCCUCACAGAUGGAGAAGAUGCCUUUACAGAUAGAUGUGUUUCGGGAAGAAACACUCACUCCAGGGUUUCGGGCAGCUGAUGACUGACCUCAGCUGUUAGGAGUCCUGCUCAGGCUCCAGGAGUGUCUGAGACAGAAGUCUGGAUGAGCUCUAUCCUAGGAAUGGAGAUGUUUUCAUCCAAAGAUGAAAGUUGUGACUUUCAAACAGAAGUAUCUUUCUGGGGGCUGGCCCCACGGCUAAGUGGUUAAAUUUGCACACUCAGCAUCGGUGGCCGGGGGUUCAGCAGUAUGGAUCCUGGGCCGCAGAUCUGCACACCACUCAUGAGGCUGUGCUGGAGCAGCAUCCCACACAGAAGAACAAGAAGGACUUACAACUAGGAUGUACAACUGGGGCUUUGGGGAGAAAGGAAAAAAAGAGGAAGAUUGGCAAGAGGGUUAGCUCAGGGCCAGUCUUUCUCACUAAAAAAGAAAUGAAAAGAAAAGAUAUAGCUUUCUUCUCAAAUACCCUGUUUUAAAUGACUGUGCUCUGCUUUAUAGUCAUUUUUCUCAUAGUUACCACCACUCGUUUCAUCUGCCUUUUCUGCUGACUUUGAUGCUGAGGCCCCACUGGAAUGUUCAAAGAACAUUGUUGGAUUGUUCUAACCUGGCUUCCUCUUGCUGUCUACUGCGUUGUGUCAUUGUCUUCACACAUGAC